CUAAUGCCUUUUUGGGCUUUCAAAAAUGUUUCCAGGUUGAGCUACUAAUUUUGUCUCACCACUUCUACAAAUUAUCAUCUUGCCUGGAUGGAGUUGAUGUUCUUGUAGCCCUUGCCGCUACUAGGGUUGAGGCUUAUGUGUCUGAGGGUGACUUUUCAUGUUUGGCCCGUCUCAUAACUGGAGUAGGAAACUUCCACGCCCUCAAUUUCAUUCUUGGAAUUCUUAUUGAAAAUGGUCAGCUUGAUCUUCUUCUUCAGAAGUAUUCAGCUGCUGCAGAUGCAAAUGCUGGCACUGCUGAGGCUGUCAGAGGAUUUCGAAUGGCGGUUCUCACAUCACUGAAGCAUUUUAAUCCAAAUGACCUUGAUGCGUUUGCUAUGGUCUACAAUCAUUUCGACAUGAAACAUGAAACGGCUGCUCUUUUGGAGUCACGAGCAGAGCAGUCAUCGGAGCAGUGGUUCAGCCAUUAUGACAAGGAUCAGAAUGAAGACCUUUUAGACUCCAUGCGCUAUUACAUUGAAGCUGCUGAAGUUCACAAAUCCAUUGAUGCUGGCAACAAAACACGCAGAGCAUGCGCUCAGGCUUCCCUUGUGUCUCUUCAAAUUCGAAUGCCUGAUUUUCAGUGGCUGUACCGAUCUGAAACCAAUGCCAGGCGGGCCCUUGUUGA
Messenger RNA from Prunus avium (sweet cherry), 664 nucleotides. NCBI's taxonomy places the organism in Eukaryota, Viridiplantae, Streptophyta, Magnoliopsida, Rosales, Rosaceae. The record is from RefSeq and is a predicted model, not a curated record.